UGGUGGAGUCACCGUCACCCAAACUGGUCACACCACCGUCGACAUAGCCUACUGCCUGCUGGGAUGAAGCUCGACACCGGAGAACUACAGAGAUUGUUACAAAUCUGAGAUCACUCGCACCCAAAUCUCAGCGAUAAAACGCGUCUCAACGAGCCGAAAUCAGCACUUCAUUACCGGGGAGACGGGAGGAGAGAGAGAGGCGCGCUGCCAACAUGAUGGAAGAAAUAGACAGAUUUCAAGUGCCGAGCGCCGUGCAGGAGGCGGAGAUGCAGGCUGAGAUGCAGCCGCUGGACCCAGCCUCGUCCACGGCCUCAGAGGCGGACUCGGACCACAGAGAGGGGGAACCUGUCACUAUCAACUACAAGCCCUCGCCCCUUCAGAUGAAAAUAGAGAAACAGAGAGAGCUGGCUAGGAAGGGCUCAUUGAAGAACGGCAACGCUGUAGGUAGUCCAGUCAACCAGCAGCCCAAGAAGAACAACGUCAUGGCCAGAACACGGUUGGUAGUGCCCAAUAAAGGCUAUUCCUCUUUAGACCAGAGCCCAGAUGAGAAGCCCUUGGUGGCCCUAGACACAGACAGUGAUGACGAUUUUGACAUGUCUAGAUACUCAUCGUCGGGAUACUCCUCUGCGGAGCAAAUCAAUCAGGAUCUGAACAUACAGCUGCUGAAAGAUGGUUACCGCCUAGACGAGAUCCCGGACGACGAGGACCUGGAUCUGAUCCCGCCCAAAUCAGUCAACCCCACCUGCAUGUGCUGCCAGGCAACCUCCUCCACCACCUGUCAAAUACAGUAACCCCACCUCUCUGACCUUUUGCCCCUAACCCCUUUCCACACAAUAUAACCCCCAAUCUUCAUCUGCUGUGAGUUUACUUCGCCGCCACAGUGGUGACAGUGAAGCAUUGGUAGAGUAUUGUAAUGACAGUUAAGUGCUAUGAUGAUAAUGACAAUGAGAAAUAAUCAAAUUAAUGUAUAGAGUAUUUGGUUUAACAUGUAGGAGAAGGAACACAUUUGAAAAUAUUUAAUAUGUAUUUAAAAUAUGAGUAAAAGUAGUGGUUUCCUCCUAUGGUAGGACGUGCACUUGUGUUUGAGAAACCCCUCUCCUGGUGAACAUGACGUAACACGCCGAUAUUAGUGGACAGAAAACAGAAGGUCAAUUGAUGCUAUAAAGUGAAUUACAUUUCCCUGAAGAAUAAGAACCAUCAUAACUGCUGACUCAACUGUUCUGCUUACCUUUCUGAAUUCCUGGUUGCAUUUUUCUAGGUUUUUUUAUUAUUUGGUAGUUUUUAUUUAAAUGCUUACUUUUUUAAACUUGAAGGAUAAGUAUGAUUUUAUGUGUUGACGUGGGGAUAUUUUUAGAAGCGUGGACUGCGGUCUUGGUAUCCCUUAAAUAGAUCUGGUACCGUAUUCAUUGUACUGUACAGGGUUGUAAUGUAGCACAGGCCAGGUCGUUGCACUCAUUCACACCACCCUCGACACUUUUGCGUUCUUUGCCCUACUGGCUUGAGAUGUUCCGGUACAGAGUUUUAGGGAUGAAUGUAUGAACAUGAAUGGCUGAGGAACAAAAUUGCAUGAAGAGCACUGGACUGAAUAAUUAAAUGGAAAAUAAUAAGGAAGUAGCUUGUUGCACAUUUGAUUUUGUUGCCCUAUUUCUAUUGUGCAAUCACAUGCUACUGUUGUGACACUAGCUUGACUUGUAUUGUUUUGAAUUUGCACAUUUUUUAUUAGUAUUAUUUUUUUGGGGCCCAUAUCUGUGUACUCUUUCCUGCAUAGCAGUGACAGUGUCUUAUCUGAAAUGAACUGUGUCAAAAGGGAAGAUUACAUAUCAUUACAAUAACCCUC
Molecule: messenger RNA, 1837 nt
Organism: Sebastes umbrosus (honeycomb rockfish)
Lineage: Eukaryota; Metazoa; Chordata; Actinopteri; Perciformes; Sebastidae
Gene: fam219ab
Product: family with sequence similarity 219 member Ab
Exons: 6
Coding region: 213-791 (192 amino acids)
Source: RefSeq, a predicted model, not a curated record